Trichomonas vaginalis G3 is the source of this 924-nucleotide messenger RNA. Its product is annotated as phosphoprotein phosphatase protein. The transcript has a single exon. Lineage: Eukaryota; Parabasalia; Trichomonadida; Trichomonadidae. Gene Ontology annotation, cellular component: nucleus; cytoplasm. Bases 1 to 924 code for a protein of 307 amino acids. The record is from RefSeq and is a predicted model, not a curated record. Gene Ontology annotation, molecular function: protein serine/threonine phosphatase activity.
AUGUCUCAGCAAAUUGAUGAAAUUCUCACCAAAUUGCUAUCUGUUCGAAAACUCCCAUACGGUUCACGAUGUGGAAUAACUGCUGAUGAUAUAUUCUUAUUGUGUCGGUUAGUUAAACCGUUAUUUAAAAGGCAGCCUUGUCUAUUAGAGCUCAAAGCAAAUUUGGCUAUUGUUGGUGAUAUCCAUGGGCAAUUUUAUGAUCUGUUACGAAUUUUCGAGAAAGUUGGCUAUCCUCCGGAAAAAAAUUAUCUUUUUUUAGGAGAUUACGUCGAUAGAGGAACAAAUAGUGUUGAAGUUUUCUGCUUGCUAAUGCUAUUCAAGAUCAAAUAUCCCGAUAACUUCUUCCUCUUACGCGGAAAUCAUGAGUCAAGAGAAAUGAAUAAGGUUUAUGGGUUCUACCAAGAAUGCGUUAAGAAAUUUAGUGUAGCGAUUUGGAAUUCAAUAGUAGAUGUGUUCGAUUACUUGCCAUUUGCCGCAAUUAUUCAAGACAAAAUAUUUUGCGUGCAUGGGGGACUUUCUCCAAUACUUACAAAUGUUUCCCAAAUCAAUGAAAUCGAACGUCCUACGGAAAUUCCAACUAGUGGAUUAAUUAGUGAUUUAGUUUGGUCAGAUCCUGUAGAAAACGUAGAAUUAUGGUCAAAUAGCGAACACCAAGUUGGGUUUGGUUUUGGAAAGAAAGCUGUUGAGAAUUUUUGUCAAAGAUGUCAACUUGACUUAGUUGUGAGAUCACACCAAGUGCAAAUGGAAGGUUAUUCAAUGCCAAUUCCUGGGUGCGAGAGUUGUAUUGCUGUUUUUUCUGCUCCAAAUUAUAUUGGAGAAUUCCAAAAUAGAGGCGCUGUUCUUAUGGUUGACAAAGAUUUGGUUUGCAAUUUCAUUGUUUUCAGCCCAUUGGAUUGGUCUAAACAAUUAAAGAAAUCAAAUUAA